AUGGCGUGCAUCGAGAUGGCGUGCAUAGAGAUGGCGUGCAUAGAGAUGGCGUGCAUAGAGAUGGCGUGCAUAGAGAUGGCGUGCAUAGAGAUGGCGUGCAUCGAGAUGGCGUGCAUAGAGAUGGCGUGCAUCGAGAUGGCGUACAUAGAGAUGGCGUGCAUAGAGAUGGCGUGCAUGGCGUGCAUAGAGAUGGCGUGCAUCGAGAUGGAGUGCAUAGAGAUGGCGUGCAUAGAGAUGGCGUGCAUAGAGAUGGUGUGCAUAGAGAUGGCGUGCAUAGAGAUGGCGUGCAUAGAGAUGGCGUGCAUCGAGAUGGCGUGCAUAGAGAUGGCGUGCAUAGAGAUGGCGUGCAUCGAGAUGGCGUGCAUAGAGAUGGCGUGCAUAGAGAUGGCGUGCAUUGAGAUGGCGUGCAUCAAGAUGGCGUGCAUAGAGAUGGCGUGCAUAGAGAUGGCGUGCAUAGAGAUGGCGUGCAUAGAGAUGGCGUGCAUAGAGAUGGCGUGCAUCGAGAUGGCAUGCAUAGAGAUGGCGUGCAUAGAGAUUGCGUGCAUCGAGAUGGCGUGCAUCGAGAUGGCGUGCAUCGAGAUGGCGUGCAUAGAGAUGGCGUGCAUCGAGAUGGCGUGCAUCGAGAUGGUGUGCAUAGAGAUGGCGUGCAUCGAGAUGGCGUUCAUAGAGAUGGCGUGCAUCGAGAUGGCGUGCAUAGAGAUGGCGUGCAUCGAGAUGGCGUGCAUCGAGAUGGCGUGCAUAGAGAUGGCGUGCAUAGAGAUGGCGUGCAUAGAGAUGGCGUGCAUAGAGAUGGCGUGCAUCGAGAUGGCGUGCAUAGAGAUGGCGUGCAUCGAGAUGGCGUGCAUCUGGCGGAUGAGGGCAGCGACGUCUUCCUAG
Oncorhynchus gorbuscha (pink salmon) is the source of this 876-nucleotide messenger RNA. Its product is annotated as keratin-associated protein 10-4-like. Gene Ontology annotation, biological process: negative regulation of protein sumoylation. NCBI's taxonomy places the organism in Eukaryota, Metazoa, Chordata, Actinopteri, Salmoniformes, Salmonidae. The coding region runs from base 1 to 876 and encodes 291 amino acids. The transcript has a single exon. Gene Ontology annotation, molecular function: calcium ion binding. The record is from RefSeq and is a predicted model, not a curated record.